GAGGGUAUCCAGAAGACUGUCAGCACAACAGAAGAAUUCCCAGCAACGCAAACGUCAGGCCAAAGUCAAAGCAGAGAGAUGCACUGUCACGUCCAUCAAAAAGGAAGAUGUUCCACCCACCAAGAAACAGAAAAUCUCUAGCAGUAGAGAGAGAAUGACUGAAGUAUCGCUGAACAGAGAUCACUCCCAGAGCACUGAACUCUCCCCAGCCAGACCCAAGAGCAAGCUGACCAUGCCUACCACGCCAACGAUGCUGAAGAGGAAGUAUCUUUCUGGCAAGCUAAAGAGCACAGAGGAGCAGGAGCUGGAAAAGAUGAAGCAAUUGCAGCAGGAGACAAUGGAUCUGCGCAAAAAGAAUGAAGAGUCCCUGAUAGCUGCUAUUGCUGGCUCAGGACAACCUGUGAAGAAAACAACUGGCCAGAUAACAAAGCCGAUUGACUUCCAUUUCUGCACAGAUGAGAGGAUUAAACAGCACGCAGAAAGCCAACCUGGGAAUGAAUACAAGAAGCUGGAUUUCAUAGCAGCACUGAGAAAGCACCCUCCAUCUCCGGCACGAGUGGUGAAGGGGCCCACCGUCCCCAAACCUUUCAAUCUCUCCUGUGGCAACAAAAGGAAGUUUGAAGAAACUACAUCAGAGUAUGUCCCCCUUGCUCAGCAGAUUGAAAACUUCCAGAAACGUACUCCCUCUCGUUACCAUUUGAGGAGCAGGAGGACCGAUGAAAGUCCAAUUCCAGUAAAGCCACUGAAGGCCAGACUUACGCAGCCCAAAACUCCACUGCUUCAAACCAAACAGCGCUUAAGACCUGUAACUUGCAAGAGUGCAGCUGAGUUGGAGGCAGAGGAAAUAGAGAAGCUCCGACAAUACAAAUUCAAAGCUCAGGAGCUUAAUCCAAGGAUCAUAGAGGGUGGGCCAAUCCUGCCCAAGAAACCCCCUGUGAAAGAGCCCACACAGCCUAUUGGAUUUGACUUGGAAAUUGAAAAAAGGAUUCAGGAGCGAGAGAGCAAGAAGCAGAAGGAGGAGGAGCAUUUUGAAUUCCAUUCCAGGCCAUGUCCAGCUAAAAUCUUGGAGGAUAUUGUGGGUGUUCCAGAAAAGAAGCCCCUUCCUGUUACAGUUCCUAAAUCCCCAGCCUUUGCGCUGAAGAACAGAGUCCGAAUGCCUGGUAGCGAGGAAGAAAAGAGAGAGGAGGUGGUCCCAGUGAUCAAAGCUAACCCCAUGCCACACUAUGGAGUGCCCUUCAAACCUAAAGCCCCCGAGCAGAGGCAUGUGGAAGUGUGCCCCUUCUCUUUUGACUCUCGUGACAGAGAGAGGUGGAUGCAAAAGGAGAAAAAAAUAGAAGAGCUGCAGAAAGAGGAGGUACCGAAGUUCAAAGCACUACCCCUGCCUCAGUUUGACCACAUCAACUUGCCACAAAAAAAAGUGAAGAACACAACACAACCAGAGCCCUUCCAUCUGCAGACAGAUGAACGGGGAGCUACCAAGUUGCAGAAUUGGCAGCAACAGAUCAAAGAAGACCUGAAACGGCAGAAAGAGGCAGCGUGCUUCAAAGCUAAUCCAAACACCAUUGUGCACCAGGAGCCUUUUGUGCCAAAGAAGGACAGCAAGCCAAUAGCAGAGAACCUUUCUGGUUCCAUAGUUGCUGAAAGCUUUGAGCUGGCGACAGAAAAGAGAGCAAAAGAGCGUCAAGAGUUCGAAAAGCGACUCGCUAUGUUGGAAACUGAAAAAGAGAAGCUUCAAGAAGAGGAAAGACAGCAGGAGGCUGAGCGGGAGAAAGAAGAACUCUCCAGGCUGAGACAGGAACUGGUACACAAGGCAAAUCCAGUUCGCAAGUACCGCAGUCUGGAGGUGAAGCCAAGUGACCAGCCUCUGACAGUGCCAAAGUCUCCAAACUUUUCUGACCGAUUUCGGUGUUGAUCUGCACCAGUGUGUAGGAGCCCUCCUUUCCCAGCCUCUUGGGUAUAGAGAAAACACAUGCAUCUAACUUGGGACUCCUCUUAAAUUAAUGCCGGCCUCCAUUCUUUUAUUUGAUAUUGAGUAGCUUUAACAAUUUCACAGAGGCAAAUGGCUGAAAUGUGCUGUGCCUGGAUAGAGAUCACCAGUCAUGUGGCUUCACUCAACAUGUAGAGAUGUUCCUCUUAAAGACCGAGCCAGGUUUUAAUAGUGUACACGAAUUAACUACUUUGCAUACUUUAAUAAAAUAAAAGGUGUUCUGCCA
Messenger RNA from Trachemys scripta elegans, 2213 nucleotides. RefSeq names its product TPX2 microtubule nucleation factor (gene TPX2). Gene Ontology annotation, cellular component: spindle; microtubule. Gene Ontology annotation, biological process: regulation of mitotic spindle organization; activation of protein kinase activity. Lineage: Eukaryota; Metazoa; Chordata; Testudines; Emydidae. The record is from RefSeq and is a predicted model, not a curated record.